AUGAACCGACAAAACGGCGGAGGACAGCGGCUGAGAUCCGCUAGACCCACCACAAUUCACGAUUGCGCUCACUCCGGCGACCUCAUUUCUCUCCAGAGGCUUCUCAAAGACAAUCCUUCUCUUCUCAAUGAGCGAAACCCCGUCAUGUAUCACACACCACUUCAUGUUUCUGCUGGUAACGGCAAUGUUGAUAUAGUCAAAUAUCUCCUUGACUUCUCAGGAUCUGAGAAAGUUGAGUUGGAAGCAAUGAACACUUAUGGUGAAACUCCAUUGCACAUGGCAGCAAAGAACGGAUGCAAUGAAGCUGCAAAGCUACUCCUUGACCGUGGUGCUGUCAUCGAAGCCAAAGCCAGUAAUGGUAUGACGCCAUUGCAUCUUGCUGUAUGGUACUCAAUCACCUCCAAAGACAUCUCAACUGUUAAGACUCUCCUCGACAAUAACGCUAAUUGCAGCGCCAAAGAUAAUGAAGGAAUGACUCCAUUGGACCAUCUACCACUAGGUCAAGGCAGCGAGAAGCUACGAGAAUUGCUGCGAUGGUUUCUCCAAGAACAGAGGAAGAGAAGCGCGCUUGAGUCUUGCGGUAAGACGAAAGCCAAGAUGGAACUCCUCGAGGACGAGCUGUCGAACAUCGUUGGACUGAGCGAGCUGAAGACGCAGCUGAGGAAAUGGUGUAAAGGAAUGCUUUUGGAUGAGAGGCGUAGAGCUCUUGGGAUCAACAUCGGAACUCGGAGACCUCCUCACAUGGCGUUUCUUGGGAAUCCAGGGACAGGUAAAACCAUGGUGGCUCGAGUUCUUGGGAAGUUGCUUCACACGGUUGGGAUCUUACCGACUGAUAAGGUGACGGAAGUGCAGAGGACAGACUUGGUUGGUGAGUUCGUUGGUCACACAGGGCCAAAGACUAGGAGAAAGAUCCAAGAAGCUGAGGGAGGGAUUCUGUUUGUGGACGAAGCGUACCGUUUGAUCCCAAUGCAGAAGUCGGAUGAUAAAGAUUAUGGUCUUGAAGCUUUGGAAGAGAUCAUGUCUGUCAUGGACGCAGGGAAGAUCGUGGUGAUAUUUGCUGGAUACAGCGAGCCGAUGAAGCGUGUGAUUGCGUCGAACGAAGGGUUUUGCAGGAGGGUGACAAAGUUUUUCACUUUCAGCGAUUUCAGUGCUAAAGAGCUUGCGCAGAUACUACAAAUCAAGAUGAACAACAGCCAAGGAGAGGACACUCUGUUCUGUGGGUUUAAGCUGCAUGAGUCUUGCACGGUGCAGGAGAUAGCGGCUGUGAUUGAGAGAGAGACGACGGAGAAGCAGAGGAAGGAGAUGAAUGGAGGAAUGGUUGAUACGUUGCUGGUUAACGCUAGGGAGUUUCUUGAUCUCAGGCUUAGCUUUGAGUGUGUUGAUACUGAUGAGAUUUGUACUAUCAAGUUGGAGGAUUUAGAGGCUGGACUUCGAGUUUUCUCGCAGUGA
This is a messenger RNA of Microthlaspi erraticum, 1449 nucleotides long. The record is from the annotation of a GenBank genome assembly. Lineage: Eukaryota; Viridiplantae; Streptophyta; Magnoliopsida; Brassicales; Brassicaceae.